Messenger RNA from Tetrahymena thermophila SB210, 1365 nucleotides. RefSeq names its product glutamine synthetase. The transcript is spliced from 2 exons. The record is from RefSeq and is a predicted model, not a curated record. Gene Ontology annotation, cellular component: cytoplasm. Gene Ontology annotation, molecular function: glutamine synthetase activity. Lineage: Eukaryota; Ciliophora; Oligohymenophorea; Hymenostomatida; Tetrahymenidae.
AUGAAUCAAAAUGAUUUGCUCUAUUUUUUAUUUAAUGUAUUUAAAUAUCUCCUAAUAUAUAUCUUGCUAGGUAGGUAUUUAAUUAAUAAGUAAUAUUUAUUAAAGAUAAAUAAAUUAAUUAAAAAUCAAAUAGCUAAAGCAUUAAACAAAAAAACAAAUAUAGAUAAAAUAGAUCCAAUAAAUAAGAUGUCUCACAACGCCUAAUUCACUAAUUUGAGAAACUUCAACUAUUAUGACUUCUAAACAGACAUGAGCAACCAUACAUUGGCUGAAUACAUUUGGAUUGAUGGUACAGGUAAGAAUCUUCGUUCCAAAACUAGAGUUUAUGAAAAGAAAAUUGAAAAACUUGAAGACCUCGACUGGUGGACCUAUGAUGGUUCUUCUUGCAGCCAAGCUGUUACUGGAGAUUCCGAAAUUUGGUUAAAGCCUGUCUAUAUGUGCAAAGAUCCCUUCAGAAAGAAUAUUCAUGGUUUACUCGUUCUCUGUGAAACAUACUAAGGAGAUAGAACUACUCCUGCUAGAGGUAACUUUAGAUACCUAACAAAGAAAAUUAUGGAUGAAGCCUAACACGAAGAACCCUGGUUCGGUAUUGAAUAAGAAUACUUCUUAUUCUCAAGAACAGGAACUACUCAUGCUUGGCCCUUGGGAUGGCCUGAAGGUGGUUUCCCUAACCCUUAAGGAAGAUACUACUGCUCUGUUGGUGAUUUCAACUGUUUUGGUCGUGCAAUUACUGAGGCUCAUAUCAGAUGCUGUCUUGCUGCUGGAAUCAAAAUUGCUGGUAUAAAUGCUGAAGUUGCACCUGGUUAAUGGGAAUACUAAAUUGGUAUUACUAAAGGUAUUGAAUGUGGUGAUUAAAUGUGGAUGUCUAGAUAUAUUUUACUUAGACUUGGUGAAGAAAUGGGUGCUCAUGUUGUAUUCGAUCCUAAGCCUAUCAAGGGAGAUUGGAAUGGUUCAGGAGCCCACACCAAUUAUUCAACAAAUAAGACAAGAGCAGAUGGUGGUCUUGAUUAUAUUUUGAAUAAUCAUCUUCCUAAGCUUAAAGAAAAGCACUUAGAACAUAUUUUGGUUUAUGGUGAAGGUAACAAGGCUCGUUUAACAGGUUCAUACGAAACUAGCUCUAUCCAUACUUUCAGCUAUGGAGAAGGUAGCAGAGCAUCUUCUGUAAGAAUCCCUGUCUACACUACAGGCUUAAAGAAAGGUUAUUAUGAAGAUAGAAGACCUGCCUCUAACAUAGAUCCUUACUUAGUUAGUGGUAUUUUGGUAGACACUACUGUCCUUGACUCCAAGUAUUGCGAUGAAAUCGUUGCUGCAUAUAAAAAAUUCAGAAGAUCCUUAGUUGAUGUUACUGAGUAAGACUAAGAAUGA